ACGGAGAAACUGUAAACAGUGGAAUUAUGGCCAAACAUGCGGUGCUGUCAUCUGGAUCAAAAAUGUGGAGGUCUAUGUCUUGUUCAAAGUCCGAAUUGCGUCUCGAUCUCACUCUUGCAUGUGGACAAUCCUUCCGCUGGAGGGAAACAUCAGAAGGACACUGGACCGGUGUGAUGGGAGGGCGUGUUUGGACUCUGACCCAAACAGAUGAGACUCUUUGGUACCACGUGUACAACAACCAGGACAAGCAGAAGGAGGGAAGUGACAGGAAGAGAAGAGUUGGUGUUUCUGUCUUGGACAAAAAUACAGCAGAGAAGAGAUUCAGAUGUGCUCCAGAGAAGGAAGAAGAUGAGCCGUUGGCUGUUUCUUCAGUACAGAAUAGAGAGCUGGACGAAGAGAUGCUGAGAGAUUACUUCCAGCUGGAUGUGAGGAUGGGGGAUCUGCACAAGGAGUGGGGAGCAGCAGAUUGUCACUUCAAACACAUUGCCGAGGUCUUCAAAGGUGUGCGAAUGCUGCGCCAGGACCCCACUGAAUGCCUGUUUUCCUUUAUUUGCACCUCCAACAACCACAUCUCUCGGAUUCAGGGCAUGGUGGAGAGGCUGUGUCAGGCUCUGGGCUCCCCCCUGUGCCAGCUUGAUCAGACCUCAUACCAUGACUUUCCUACCCUGUCUGGGCUGGCAGACAGCAGCAUAGAGGCACGUCUUAGGGAUCUUGGUUUUGGAUACAGGGCUCGGUUUAUCCAGCAGAGUGCGAAGCAGAUUCUGGACAACCAUGGGCCCCAGUGGCUUGAAGGUUUACGCAGCAUCCCAUAUCUAGAGGCCCGUGAUGCUCUUCGUACUCUUCCAGGCGUUGGUACAAAGGUGGCAGACUGUGUAUGUCUGAUGUCCUUGGAUAAGCCAGAGGCUGUACCUGUUGACACACACGUGUGGCAGAUUGCUAAACGUGACUAUAAAUACGCUGCCAACAAUGGACAGAAGAGUAUCACAGAGAAACUAAACAGAGAUAUUGGAGAUUUUUUUCGAAAUCUGUGGGGACCCUACGCUGGCUGGGCGCAGUCUGUUUUGUUUUGUUCAGACCUCAAGAAGUUCCAAAGCCUCAAAGAGACGGCACAUCUAAAGCAACCAGUGAAAGAGGAAGAGGGUGAAGAGGAAAAAAUGCCAUGCAAAAAGACCAAAGUAAAAACUGAAUGUACAGGAACCGCGGGGAACCUGAAAGCCAAGCCAGCAUGUCACAAGAAAGCAAAGAUUUCUGUUAAGAAAGAGCCGGUAAUGUGAGGUAAACAGGAGUCUUACACUGAGAUUCAUAUCAGGCUACAAAACCACACAUUUGCACAAACUGUGCUUGUUCAGCAUCAUGUGACGUGAAAUGAAAUGUGGAGAUGAUUUAUCUUUCAGAAACAUGACAGAAAAUGGAUCAUUUUCUCUUUCUCAGGGUUUUUAUAUAAUUGUGUUGUAGCAUCACUUCACUGUAACAAAUAGAGCACACUAAUGAUUUUUUUUACAAUAAAAAAUAAGUACCUCACA
This is a messenger RNA of Oreochromis niloticus (Nile tilapia), 1523 nucleotides long. It is a transcript of the gene ogg1, whose product is annotated as 8-oxoguanine DNA glycosylase. Gene Ontology annotation, cellular component: nucleus. The record is from RefSeq and is a predicted model, not a curated record. Lineage: Eukaryota; Metazoa; Chordata; Actinopteri; Cichliformes; Cichlidae. Bases 27 to 1274 code for a protein of 415 amino acids. The transcript is spliced from 7 exons. Gene Ontology annotation, molecular function: damaged DNA binding; 8-oxo-7,8-dihydroguanine DNA N-glycosylase activity. Gene Ontology annotation, biological process: nucleotide-excision repair; base-excision repair; base-excision repair, AP site formation.